Molecule: messenger RNA, 531 nt
Organism: Verticillium nonalfalfae
Lineage: Eukaryota; Fungi; Ascomycota; Sordariomycetes; Glomerellales; Plectosphaerellaceae
Exons: 1
Coding region: 1-531 (176 amino acids)
Biological process (GO): AMP biosynthetic process; ATP biosynthetic process
Molecular function (GO): bis(5'-nucleosyl)-tetraphosphatase (asymmetrical) activity
Source: RefSeq, a predicted model, not a curated record
AUGGUUGCAGGACUAUCUCGAGCUCUCUGCUUUGCGAAUGAAUUCGCGAUCAGUUGCGGCACCGUCUCGGUAGAUGUCGCCAGAGCGAAGGUGUUGCUCAUCCGCUGGCGGAAGACCGGCGAAUAUUUUCUCCCCAAGGGACGCAAAGACCAGGGCGAGACCCUUGAGAAGACUGCGACGCGAGAAACAUACGAGGAAACUGGGAUACCCGUUCAACUUUUGCCUGUCGAGAUCGAGACCAUGGCUACCCUGCCCUCGUCCAUGGGGAGCGACAACAACUCCAGAGCCGUCACCGAGCCCAUCGCGGUCACUCAGCGAGUCAAUGAAGGAAUUCUGAAGAUCAUAUUCUGGUACGUUGCUAGCGCAGAUAGCACAGCCGUUCGAGAUGAAGGCACUCAGGAGGGACAUGAGGAUUUCGACACGAUCUGGGCCGGUUUUGACGAGGUUGAAUCGAUCCUGAGCUUUGCAGACGACCAAAGUGUUGCUCGUGAGGCAAUAAUGACAGUUCGCCGAGGUCAGCUAGCAAUCUGA